AUGGGUACACCAGAAUUUAUGGCCCCGGAAAUGUAUGAGGAACACUACGAUGAAUCUGUGGAUGUCUAUGCUUUUGGAAUGUGCAUGUUGGAAAUGGCUACCUCAGAAUACCCUUACUCAGAAUGCCAGAAUGCUGCUCAAAUUUACCGGAAAGUAACCUGUGGUAUAAAGCCAGCAAGUUUUGAGAAAGUUACUGAUCCUGAAAUUAAGGAGAUAAUUGGAGAGUGCAUUUGCAAAAAUAAAGAAGAAAGAUAUGAAAUUAAAGAUUUAUUAAGCCAUGCCUUUUUUGCUGAAGAUACUGGGGUAAGAGUGGAACUUGCAGAAGAAGACCAUGGUAGGAAAUCCUCUAUUGCCUUAAGACUCUGGGUAGAAGAUCCUAAGAAACUGAAAGGAAAACCCAAAGAUAAUGGAGCCAUUGAGUUUACUUUUGAUCUGGAGAAGGAAACUCCUGAUGAUGUUGCACAAGAAAUGAUUGACUCUGGAUUUUUUCAUGAAAACGAUCUCAAGAUAGUCGCAAAGUCAAUACGGGACAGAGUAGCGUUAAUACUAUGGAGGAGAGAGAGGAUUUGGCCUAGGAUGCAGUCGGAGGAACGUCGGGACUCUGAAUGUCUGGAGAAGUUGAAGACGCCGCAUGCGCAGCAGGUCCAGGUCACCUACCUUUCUCACACCGGUCACCAUGUCCUGUCGGAGUCAGAGGAGCCCGAGGCAGACCAGCAUCCCUUCCAGCAAAACCUGCCCACCAGCGCCACGUCCGUUGCAUCUGACAGCACAUUCGACAGUGGCCAGGGGUCCACUGUUUAUUCAGACUCCCAAAGCAGCCAGCAAAGUGUCAUCUACUCAUCUCUGCCUGAUCCCGUACCUCCUGCUAUCCAACGCGUGUAUAGCCCACCCCUGAGCGAGAGCCAGGCUGUGCCCCAUGGCCUUCAGCAGCUGGGGCACUACCAGCAGCCCUCAGGACCUGGCCUCCCCGCUGUUCAGCCUGCGCCCACAGUGGUCUCCCAGCUGCCCCAGCACUACCAGGAGCCAGCGAUGCCGUUCCCCGUCGUCCAGCCCACCACCUAAAAAACCAUGUCCUUCCGUCGUCCCCAGCCUAUAACCUUUCCUUCCUCAUCUUUUCUCUCCCAGCAGCAGCCCAUGUCCCAGCAAGCAUCCCUGCAGCAGGUGCUUGCCAGCCAACCGGUUUGCCCCCUCCAGCCCGCAGCCCACCUGCUGCCCCAGUACCAGCCCCAGCCCUCCCAGGUGGCGGCCAGCAGCACGCCGCUGAAGCCCCUGCAGAUCCCCGCCGUGCCGCAGCUUCCGCCGGUGGCCCCGUCCCAGAUUCCUCAGUUUCCUGUCAUUCCUGCAAUUACUCCUCUGGCAGGACUUGACAGCCUUCCUCCAAACCUCUCUGACAUACCUGCUGCCAACGUGCCCCCCAUCCCCGCUCCUUCUCAGUACUUUGCUCCGGCCGUGAUUUUGCCCAGCCUCCCCAUGAACCCCGCUCUGCCCAUGGCACCCAACUCCCCCGCCCUCCCCAUGCAGGCAGUCAACCUUGUGGCGCCGCGGUGAGUGCCAGCGUUGCCGCCGCGCCCCGGGGUGCCCCAGCUGCCCCAGCAGCAGAUGUACCAGGCCGCCUUCCAGCAGAUCAUGCCGAGCGAAGCGCCCUCGCCCCAUCCCACGCCGGGCGCGCAGGCGGUGCCCCAGCCUCCGCCGCUUCAGCCGGGCAUGGUCCAUCCUUCCGAGCAGCCUCUGCCCGCCAGGUAAUGCGCCGGCUGGGGGACUCAGCAGAUGCCUGGACACGCUCAGUAUGCUUUGGAAGCUGGAGCCCAGGUGCCCGUGCUGCCCGUGCAACCUUCGAUAGUCAUGUCACCGCCUUUGCAGUUGCAGCCCGAAGUGUUGCCUCCCCGCGUCGCUCCGGAAGGCGUUGCCCAGGUGCACGGCAGCCUUGCCACGGCUAGUCCGCCCGUCCCCAUAGAUCACUGCCUGCCUCUCCAGCCCUCUGCUCUGCUGCAGCCUCAGCCCGACCUGCCCCAGCCACUGGGUCAGCAGCUCCCAGCUCCCUGCUCCGCUCUCCAGGCAGUCGCAGAGACAUCUCAAGAGGAGCAGGCAAUACAGGACAAGCUUCAAACUCUGUCACAGAGCUGUGAAAGCUACAUGAGUCCAGACGUCGCGUCGGGUAAAGAGAUGAGUGACAGCUUUGAAGGAGCAAUAGGAAGUGGAAAACAAGAAGGAAAGUCUUCAAAGAAACAUAAGAAAUCUACGCGCGCCCGUUCGCGCCAGGAGAAGUCCAGCAGACCCAAACUGACCAUAUUAAAUGUUUGUAACACGGGCGACAAGAUGGUGGAGUGCCAGCUGGAAACACACAAUCACAAAAUGGUGACUUUUAAGUUUGAUUUGGACGGCGAUGCGCCAGAGGAGAUCGCUACUUACAUGGUGGAGAAUGAAUUCAUAUUGCCGAGUGAAAAAGAGACCUUUAUUGAACAAAUGAAAGAUAUUAUUGAUAAAGCAGAAGAUAUGCUUAGUGAAGAUACGGAAGGAGAGCGAAGUUCUGAUCAGGGAACGAGUCCCCAACAAGAUACCGAUAGACUGGAAAUGAACGAGGAGAAGCGUCAGUCGCAGAUGAAGACACCCGUGUACCAGCAAAAUGUUUUGCAUACUGGAAAAAGGUGGUUUAUUAUAUGUCCUGUUGUGGAAAACCCUGCUACUGACGCACCUGAAUUUUCUCCACCGGUACCUCAGAGCACUCAGCAGUUUGAAGGGCCAGACCCGGAGCAGCCGGACGAUCAGCAAGCGAGCUCGGCGGUGGCGGAG
Tauraco erythrolophus (red-crested turaco) is the source of this 2790-nucleotide messenger RNA. Lineage: Eukaryota; Metazoa; Chordata; Aves; Musophagiformes; Musophagidae. The record is from RefSeq and is a predicted model, not a curated record.